UUAAUGGAGCGCGGUUUUUGAUUUAAUUGAAUUUAAACUUUUAGUGCUUUAAAACAAUUUAAUAGAAUAGGAUGGAGUUAUUGGGUAAAUUUAUGUUAUUAUUUUCCCUAGUGGCUGGUGGUUUAGCCAAGGAUUGGUGGGAGAAUGGCAAUUUUUAUCAAAUUUAUCCACGUUCAUUUCGGGAUAGUGAUGGUGAUGGCAUUGGAGAUUUGAAUGGUGUUUCUGAAAAACUACAAUACCUGAAAGAUAUCGGAUUCACAGCCGCUUGGCUUUCACCCAUUUUUAAAUCUCCCAUGGCUGACUUUGGUUAUGAUAUUUCCGAUUUCUAUCAAAUUCAUCCCGAAUACGGAACCAUGGAGGAUUUCGAGAAUAUGAUCAAAAAGGCAAAAGAAGUUGGCAUUAAGAUUAUUUUGGAUUUUGUACCAAAUCAUUCGAGUGAUGAAAAUGAAUGGUUUAAAAAAUCGGUUAAUAAUGAUCCUGAUUAUCGUGAUUUUUAUGUGUGGCACAAUGGUCGUAUCAAUGCGACAACAGGAGAGCGUGAACCACCCAGCAAUUGGUUGAGUGCCUUUCGCUAUAGUGCUUGGGAAUGGAAUGAACAGAGACAACAAUAUUAUUUGCAUCAAUUUGCCAUUAAACAACCCGAUUUGAAUUAUCGCAAUCCCAAACUGGUGGAGGAAAUGAAAAAUGUUAUGCGUUUCUGGUUGGGUAAAGGUAUAGCCGGUUUUCGUAUUGAUGCUGUGCCUUUUCUGUUUGAAAAGGAAUUAGAUAAGAAUAAUAUGUAUCCAGAUGAGCCUGUCAUUGAGAAUGUAGCCUCAUGUCCUGAUCCAGAUGAUUACUGUCACUUGCAGCAUAUUUAUACUAAUGAUCAACCGGAAACUUUUGAUAUGGCUUACCAAUGGCGUGCCUUGGUGGAUGAGUUUAAAAAAGAACAUGGUGGUGAUACUAGAAUUUUAUUGACCGAGGCCUAUACUAGUUUUGAGAAUAUUAUACGUUUCUAUGGUGAUGGUGUACGUAAUGGUUCUCAUGUACCCUUCAAUUUUGAUUUUCUAUCCAAUAUAUUCAAUGACACCUCGGCCGAGGUGAUUGUGCAACAUAUCACCAAGUUUUUGGAUGCCAUACCUAAGGAUGUUUAUGCCAAUUGGGUUUUGGGUAAUCAUGACAACAAACGUUUGGCCUCACGUUUGGGUAUUAAUCGUGCAGAUUUGUUUAAUAUUUUAUUGCAAACAUUACCGGGUAAUGCUGUUACUUAUAAUGGCGAAGAGUUGGCAAUGCAUGAUGUUUUCAUAUCAUGGGAAGACUCAGUAGAUCCUCAGGCCUGUAAUGCUAAUCCUCAAACGUAUUAUGGCUAUUCAAGAGAUCCCGCCAGAACUCCUUAUCAAUGGGAUGCUUCUAAUUUGGCAGGUUUCACCACCGGAGAUCAUACCUGGUUACCAGUAGCCGAUGACUAUCAAACCAACAAUGCUUUGGCUCAACUGCGUGCUCCCCAAUCUCAUUUGCAGAUCUUUAAGAAACUAAUCAAAUUGCGCAAAGAACCCUCUUUCCAAGAUGGUGAACUUAAAAUUCAAGCCAUAGCCAAUGAUAUCAUUAUCUAUUCCCGCCAAAAGGCCGGCAGUGAUUUGUAUGUGAUUGUCUUGAAUUUAAGCAAAAAUGAUCAAACCAUCAAUAUCAAUAGUUAUUAUGAUAUGGGCUCAAAAGCGGAAAUUAUUACCACUUCCCUACAAUCCAAGCAUAGUGAUGGACAAACUGUGGAUCCCUCACAAUUCCACAUCGAAGCUGAGGUAGGCGCUGUUCUAGUUAAAGUUUAAAAAGACAUUAUUGCAAACUUUAUUUUAACAAAAAAUAAAAACUUAUAA
This is a messenger RNA of Lucilia cuprina (Australian sheep blowfly), 1853 nucleotides long. RefSeq names its product maltase A1. Gene Ontology annotation, biological process: carbohydrate metabolic process. Bases 72 to 1805 code for a protein of 577 amino acids. The transcript has 5 exons. The record is from RefSeq and is a predicted model, not a curated record. NCBI's taxonomy places the organism in Eukaryota, Metazoa, Arthropoda, Insecta, Diptera, Calliphoridae.